Molecule: messenger RNA, 2273 nt
Organism: Amborella trichopoda
Lineage: Eukaryota; Viridiplantae; Streptophyta; Magnoliopsida; Amborellales; Amborellaceae
Product: Tetratricopeptide repeat (TPR)-like superfamily protein
Molecular function (GO): mRNA binding; protein binding
Source: RefSeq, a predicted model, not a curated record
ACCGAAAAUUUUCUUAAUCUUUUGAAUCGGAAACCUAAAAUAAGCACUGAUGGACUCCAUUACAUGAAGUGAAAAUCCAAAGUUCAAAACAAAGUUUUCUCGAUGACUCUCUAUCUAAAACCCCUUCUGAUAAACCUUUCUCCUAAUGAUGAGAAAGCUUCAGUUUCUCGUCAGUCUCCACAGAUCCAUAAAACCCUCAUUCAAUUUCAACUCCUUUCUCACACUGCAACCUCCUCCUAUACUGUUCCUCACCUACUUCACCCACACUCAGUCAUCACCAUUACGAGAUUUCACCUCUUCCUCUACUCCCUCUGAAAACUCCAUUAAAGAACCAAUCUCAGCAGUCUCAGAAGAAGCAGACAGGCUUUGCAAGCUCCUAUACAACCAACCUCCUUCAAAUAUUGGACCCACCCUUCAGAGCUCAGGCCACAAGGUCUCUCCUGCUCUUGCAGAGCAUAUCUUGAAAAAGUUCAGCAAUGCUGGAAAAUUGGCUCUCUUGUUUUUUAGGUGGUGUGAAAAACAACCCAACUUCAAACACACCACUGAAACUUACCAUGCUCUCAUAGAAUCUCUAGGUAAGAUCAAGCAAUUCAGGUUGAUACAUGAUCUGGUUCAUGGCAUGCACAAAAAUGGGUUGCUUACAAAAUCGACUUUUGCACUUAUUUGGAGGCGUUAUGCCCGAGCUCGAAAGGUUAAGGAAGCCAUUAAUUCCUUCGAAGGUUUGGUUAACUUUGGGAUGAAACCGGAUUUAUCAGAUUUUAAUCGGCUUCUUGAUACCAUCAGCAAAUCAAGAAAUGUAAAUAAAGCGCAGGAACUGUUUGAUGAAAUGAAGAGGAGAAACCGUUUCGAAUUUGAUCUCAAAACUUACAGUAUUCUGUUAGAAGGGUGGGGAGAGGAGAAGGACCUGAACAAAUUAAUGGAAGUCUACAGAGAAAUGCUGGAUGUUGGGCUUGAACCAGAUGUUGUGACUUAUGGGAUUCUCAUAAAUUCUUUGAUAAAAUCAAGAAAAUUGGGCGAUGCCAUUGAGAAGUUUUAUGAAAUGAAGGAGAAGAAUUGCGGGCCAAGUCCGCAUAUUUACUGUAGUUUGAUUAAUGGGUUGGGGCCUGAGAAGAGAUUAAAUGAAGCUAUAGAGUUCUUCAAAGAAUCCAUGUCUGAUGGUUUCAUACCAGAGCUACCCACUUAUAAUGCUCUUAUUGGUUCUUAUUGCUGGUCUGCUAAAUUCAAAGAUGCCGAUCAAGUUUUGGAUGAGAUGAGGAGUUGCAAUGUGAAUCCAAACACUCGUACUUUUAACAUAAUUCUCCACCAUUUGAUCAGGUUAGGCAUGAAUAACGAUGCAUAUAAUCUGUUUGAGAGGAUGGAUGUGUCCGUUCCUGGUUGCGAGCCUGAUUUAAACACUUACACUAUGAUGGUUAGGAUGUUUUGUUUAGAGGGGAAGGUGGAAAUGGCUUUGAGGGUUUGGAGAGGCAUGAACUCAAGGGGGGUUUUGCCCUGUAUGCAUCUAUACUCAGCUUUGAUUUGUGGGCUUUGUGAUGAGAAUAGGUUAGAUGAGGCCUGCAAAUACUUUUUGGAGAUGUUGGAUAUGGGGAUUAGGCCUCCAGGUCAAAUGUUUGGGAGGUUGAAACAGUGUUUGCUUGAUGAUGGUAAAAAGGAAUUGGCUCUUGAUUUGUCUCUGAGAUUGGAUAGAGUGAGAAGAAUUCCUUUUUCAGGUGAAAUCUAAGAGCUGUGGUGUAUUCGAGCUCCAUCGCAUGGCAUUUGAUUCAUGAAAGAUACUGUCAAAUGAGGAGAUAUUUCCUGGUUUUCUCUGGUCUUUAUUUUUUUUACUUAUUUAUCCCAAAUAGUUGGGAUAAGGUUCGGAUGAUGAUCUGGUUUGGUAGGAUGGAGUGGGAAAUGAUAGGUAAUCUUGGAGCUCGAUACUUAGUUCGUAAGAAGACAAAUUUCAUGAUGGCUAUUUUAAGAUCUAUCUGGGGGUGAGAGCUCCAUUUUUGGGACAUGCAGGGAGAUUGCUGGCAAAUAAGCUGAUUGGUUUCAGGGUAAUCUUUUUGGUUUUCAAGAGCAUGUGUUUCCCCCAGUGACUUAAAAACAGUAACAUGGUCUGACACAUUCCCUAGAAACCCGAAUCCAAUCAUCGAUUCCGGUGUUUCUCAAACUGGAAUCACCCAUCUCUCAAUCAUAAUUCCACAUGCAUGAUUCCAAGUAGGAUGCUUUCAAAUUGCUGUUUUCCACUUCUUCUACUUCAUAUAUUCAAAUUAGUUUUUAUAGCUGGCGAGCUGAAC